AUGUCUUCCUCAUUCCCAUGGUGGCGCUAUAUCCUUCUGAUAUCAUGCCUGUUCUACCCCCGGGUCUAUUCCCGUGCAGUGUUCGCUCAUUUCAUGGUGUCGAACACGGCCGGGUAUGAACUCUCGGACUGGGAAAAUGAGAUCAAGCUCGCGCAGGAUGCUCACAUUGACGCAUUUGCUUUGAAUAUUGCCGCUGGAGAAGACACCACCUCCACUUCCAUGCCCACUGCUUGGUUAGCGGCUCAAAACCUCGGGUUCUCGCUUUUCUUCUCGUUCGACUAUGCAGGAAAUGGACCUUGGGAUAAAGAUGACGUGCUUGCUCUUUUGGUGCGAUAUGUCGCCCUUGACACCUAUUACUUCCACGGUGAAGAUCCACUAGUCUCGACAUUUGAAGGACCCGGCAAUGCCGAUGAUUGGGUGGAUAUCAAAUCAGAGAUGUCGUUCUUCUUUGUUCCGGAUUGGUCGUCAGUUGGGGCCAAAGCUGCUAUGGCCUUGGGAGACGGCGUUGCAGACGGGCUGUUUAGCUGGGCUGCGUGGCCAAAUGGUCCGAAUGAUAUGAACACCUAUGUUGACGCCUCUUAUAUGCAAUACCUGGACAAGAAGGCAUACAUGAUGCCAAUUUCGCCGUGGUUCUUCACAAACAUGCCUGGGUAUAAUAAGAAUUGGCUCUGGCGUGGUGAUGAUCUGUGGUAUACGCGGUGGGAGCAAGCGCUCUACCUAGCCCCGGAAUUUAUCGAGAUCAUCUCUUGGAACGACUUUGGGGAGAGUCACUACAUCGGUCCCACUGUUGAUUACCACAAUCCACUGGCCGAUUCGAUGUACACGGCGUUUGAAACAGGGAAUGCCCCUUACAACUAUGUUGAAAGCUUUGAUCAUAGCGGCUGGAGACAAUUCUUGCCCUACCUCAUUGACCUCUACAAGUUUGGUAACACCACCUCAGGUAGCGAGGGCCUUGUGGCGUGGUAUCGUUUGAAUGCAGCAGGUGCGUGCGCCGAUGGCGGCACCACCGCUAAUACCGCCUCGCAGCUGCAGCUGGAGUAUUGGCCCAAAGAUGUGAUGCAAGAUAAGAUCUUCUAUUCAGCACUGCUGUCACAACCUGGAGAUAUCUCUGUUACCGUGGAUGGCGUGAACCUUGGCGCAACCUGGACCAACACCCCUAGUGGUAAUGUUGGUGUCUAUCAUGGAAGCGUCUCUUUUGCCGGUCACUCCGGAGGCGUGAUACUGAGCGUGACUUCCCCAAGUGGUUUGCUCACAGUCGAAGGCAAUGACAUCAGCAGUGGAUGUUCUGAGGGUAGCGAAGUCGAAAAUUGGAAUGCAUGGGUUGGUUACACCAUGGGAAACUCGCUCGCUGGAACAUCUCCUGACCUUGUCAAGCAAGUCUGUAUUUCCGGAUGGGGAAUGGGGGAUUUCAACGGACUUUGUGGAUUUGCCUGUAGCUUGGGAUACUGUCCUGUUGGGGCGUGCGUGUGCACCAAGAGAGGACCUCAGCCAACAUUACCCCAAUCUACAGGUAUCAUCGGCUAUCCAGCUGCAGGCAAAAAUGCUAAUUAUGCUGGUCUCUGUUCGUUCACCUGUAACUACGGCUAUUGCCCGCCAACUGCCUGUGGAACUGUCGAGGUUCCACUAACGAUUCCGAAGGUUUCUCCGUUCACUCCUGACGCAUGUGUCGCAGGCACUGGAGAGGGUGAAAUGACUGGUCUCUGCAGCUUUGGUUGUAACUACGGCUAUUGCCCUAUUUAUAAUUGCACUUGCACAGCCACGGGCCCUUUGAUCAAUCCUCCAGCUCAAAACACUUCCAUCAUCGGCUGGGCAUCAGAGGCCAAUGAUAACGGCCUUUGCAGCUUUUCCUGUACCAGAGACUAUUGUCCUUUGCCGGUAUGCUUGAACAUGAUCCCUGAAGAUGAUCCCUGUGGAUAUUCGGACGGGGAAAGUGAUGAGUGCGCCGGCACUUUCCCUUGCGAUUUCAGCAUCAACUACUCAUCUCUUGAUGCGCUGGAAGCAGACAUUGACGACUUGGAUCCUUACUGUAUUCAAUUCUACACGCUGGGUGCACUGUAUGGGGAGCUGGAGGCUACCUUGGCCAACUAUACAGACCUUAUCCAUGAAGCCAACUACGAUGAAGACUUCAAGUGGUACUCAAAAUAUAUGAUAGACCAGGUUCAGCCUCAGCUCAUGUAUUUCAUGAACGUCAGCAGGAUUGCUUCGGAGCCCAGUGGCGUGGGCAAUCGGUUUUUCGAAUGUACGUAUAGCACGUUAACCAGAAAUGGUUCAAGAGAAAGCUGUCCAAAUGAGUAUCUUGGAUCAUCAUCCCAGACACACAUCAUCUACUACGACAUCAUGGACCGGGAAGGCUUCUAUGGGAAUCUUACUGCCGAAACUGGCGUGGAGCCAGACUGGGUAGUACUCGAUGGUGGCUUGUUCCUUGGUCAGAAACAGGAGCCUUACUAUGGGAGCAGGCCUUCAUGCGAUCUGACUGCAGCAUCACCGGAUAGAUGCAUUUGGUGGCAGGGAUUUCCCGUUCGAGCCAAAGAAAUCAGUAUCCCAGACCCACGGGAGAUCAUGAGAAAGGCUCUGCCAAAUAUCCCCAACCUCCAACUCUCAAUCUCUAUUACCCAGAUGAGUAUUAUAUCUGGAAGCUUUGACGGUGUGAUAGAUGAUGUUGUUCAGACCAUCUCUACCGCUGUAUUUGCGCUAAGUGAGAUGGUCGAUCGUGUAUACAAUGUUGUCGCCAUCGGUGAGAAAGUUGCCGCUGAAGAAAAGAAAGAACUUAUUCUGAGAAUUCUUGGUGGUGUAUUUAUGGCUAUUCCUUUCCUUGGCCCAAUUUCGGGGCUUGGAAAUGUCAUCAAAGGUCUUGAUGCAAUACUUGCCUUGACUGGGACCAUCGCAAACGAAGCCCUUGAUAUCUACAGUAUUGUGCAGAACCCCGAGAGUGCCCCGGUGAUGAUUCUUGGUAUGAUGUUGGGCUUCAGCUCUGGUUCGUCGGUUGGCAGAAUUAGUGAUGAAUCAUUGGGGGGCAUUCAAUACAGUGCUAUGUCUAAUUCACGGCGCAACAUGAAAAGCGCUGAGAUAAAGGCGUUUGGACAUGUAUUUGAAGGCAAGACGAAUCAACUUCAUUCCAUCGUGAAAAAGUGCUUGAGACGUUGA
This is a messenger RNA of Penicillium griseofulvum, 3144 nucleotides long. RefSeq names its product glycoside hydrolase family 71 protein. Bases 1 to 3144 code for a protein of 1047 amino acids. Gene Ontology annotation, biological process: mating projection tip cell wall disassembly. The transcript has a single exon. Gene Ontology annotation, molecular function: glucan endo-1,3-alpha-glucosidase activity. The record is from RefSeq and is a predicted model, not a curated record. Lineage: Eukaryota; Fungi; Ascomycota; Eurotiomycetes; Eurotiales; Aspergillaceae.